Cavia porcellus (domestic guinea pig) is the source of this 942-nucleotide messenger RNA. RefSeq names its product olfactory receptor 8J3-like. Gene Ontology annotation, cellular component: membrane. Lineage: Eukaryota; Metazoa; Chordata; Mammalia; Rodentia; Caviidae. Bases 1 to 942 code for a protein of 313 amino acids. The transcript has a single exon. Gene Ontology annotation, biological process: G protein-coupled receptor signaling pathway; sensory perception of smell. Gene Ontology annotation, molecular function: olfactory receptor activity; G protein-coupled receptor activity; odorant binding. The record is from RefSeq and is a predicted model, not a curated record.
AUGGCUCCUGGAAACAUGACCCGGGUCACUGAAUUCAUCCUCAUAGGGGUGUCUGAUCACCCAGAGCUGCAGCUUCCCCUCUUUUUCAUCUUUGUGGUCAUCUACGGGCUGACUGUGGUGGGGAACCUGGCUAUCAUCACCCUCACAAGUGUGGACUCCCAACUGCAAACCCCCAUGUACUUCUUCCUCCGACACCUGGCCAUCAUCAACCUCGGCAACUCCACUGUCAUCGCCCCUAAAAUGCUGAGCAGCUUUGUAGCAAACAAGAAAACCAUCUCAUACUAUGUUUGUGCUGCCCAGCUGGGGGGAUUUUUGGUUUUCAUUGUGGCCGAGAUCUUCAUGCUGGCCGUGAUGGCCUAUGACCGCUAUGUGGCCAUCUGCAAGCCCCUGCUCUACAUGGUGGUGGUGUGUCCAAGGGUCUGCCUGCUGCUGGUGUCUCUCACCUACCUCUAUGGCAUUUUCACAGCUAUUCUGGUUUCAUCUUGUGUAUUCUCUGUGUCCUACUGCUCUUCUAAUGUCAUCAACCACUUUUACUGUGAUAAUGUUCCUCUGUUAGCAUUGUCCUGCUCUGAUACUUACUUUGCAGAAACUGUGGUCUUCAUAUCUGCAGCAACAAAUUUGUUUUUUUCCAUGGCUGUAGUUAUACUGUCCUAUUUCAACAUUAUCCUGUCUAUUCUAAGGAUACAGUCAUCAGAAGGGAGGAAGAAAGCCUUUUCCACCUGUGGCUCACAUAUGACAGCUGUCACAGUUUUCUAUGGGACACUGCUAUUCAUGUAUCUCCAGCCCAGGUCCAAGCACUCUCUUCACACUGAUAAACUGGCUUCCGUGUUCUACACCCUAGUGAUCCCUAUGCUGAAUCCUGUGAUCUACAGCCUGCGGAAUAAGGAUGUGAAGGCCGCCUUCCAGCGCUUUGUGAAAAAUCCAUGUGGUUCCUGUAAAUGA